UGUUUUUAAUUACCUUUCUUCCUCAUUUUCUCCAAAUUCAAAUCCUUCUUCUCAUCAACAUGGAUGUUUCUAGGAGAAGAACUCUGCUUAAGGUCAUUGUCCUCGGCGAUAGCGGGGUCGGAAAGACAUCUCUGAUGAAUCAAUAUGUUUACAAGAAGUUCAACCAACAAUAUAAAGCUACAAUUGGCGCUGAUUUCAUCACCAAGGAAUUGCGGAUUGAUGACAAGAUGGUUACCUUGCAAUUGUGGGACACAGCAGGACAGGAAAGGUUUCAGGGUUUAGGUUCUGCGUUCUAUAGAGGGGCAGAUUGCUGUGUUCUUGUGUAUGAUGUAAAUAUACUCAAGACAUUCGAGUCACUAAACAACUGGCGCGAAGAAUUUCUCAAGCAGGCUGAUCCUGAUGAUACUAACACUUUGCCCUUCGUAGUAAUUGGAAACAAGAUCGACAAAGAUGGAGGAAAGAAGCGAAUGGUUUCUGAGAGAAGGGCUAGGGAGUGGUGUGCUUCUAAGGGAAACAUACCUUAUUUUGAGACCUCUGCCAAAGAAGAUUACAAUGUUGAUGAUGCAUUCCUCGGCGUUGCGAACACUGCAUUAGCUGGUGAACAUCCACAAGAUAUUUAUGUCCCUGGUUUUCCAGAAACUGCUUCUGAAGUUGAACAGAGAGGGGGAUGUGCUUGCUGAAGUUGUUUUCAUAAGAAUACAAUUUGUUUUUCUGG
Messenger RNA from Rubroshorea leprosula, 715 nucleotides. NCBI's taxonomy places the organism in Eukaryota, Viridiplantae, Streptophyta, Magnoliopsida, Malvales, Dipterocarpaceae. The record is from the annotation of a GenBank genome assembly.